This is a messenger RNA of Sphenostylis stenocarpa, 2169 nucleotides long. Lineage: Eukaryota; Viridiplantae; Streptophyta; Magnoliopsida; Fabales; Fabaceae. The record is from the annotation of a GenBank genome assembly.
AUGCCUUUUAUUUCCAACAUUCAGCGUCAAUCUGAUUUCAACCUCAUCGAUUCCAACACUCCCAUUGUUAUAGACAAUGGCGCUUCCUAUUUCCGCAUAGGUUGGGCAGGAGAGUCUGAACCUCGAGUUAUCUUUCGCAAUAUUGUGCAAAGGCCACGCCACAAAGUAACCGGGGAAACUGUCACUAUCGUGGGUGACCAUGAUCCUGCGUUACUGAAAUACUUUGACUGCACUCGGUCAGGACCACGUUCUGCAUUUGACAGUAAUGUUGUCUACCAGUUUGAAACAAUGGAAUAUAUUCUUGAUUUUGGAUUUGACCGGAUGGGUGCAACUACUGAGAUUGAUCAUCCUGUCCUCAUCACCGAAUGUGUAUGCAACCCAGUCCAAUCUCGUUGUAAAAUGGCAGAACUUCUUUUUGAGACUUAUGGAGUUCCAUCAAUUGCCUUUGGUGUUGAUGUGGCAUUCAGCUAUAAAUAUAAUCAACAACAAGGAGUUUGUGCUAAAGAUGGUCUUGCUUUGUGUCCUGGAUUCAACACUACCCAUGUGAUUCCGUUUGUAGACGGGGAGCCAGUGUAUGAAGGAUGCUGUCGUACUAAUAUUGGUGGGUUCCAUGUGACUAAUCAGUUGAAGCAACUCCUUUCACUUAAAUAUCCUUAUCAUUUGGCUAGAUUUACAUGGGAAAAGGUUGAAGACCUGAAGAUGGAACAUUGUUACAUUGCACAAGAUUAUGCUUCGGAAGUUCGGUUGUUUCAGAACGGAGCCAUGGAAGCCGAAGGAAAAACCAGAUAUUGGCAACUCCCUUGGGUUCCACCCCCAACUGAUGAGCCUCCUUCCGAGGAAGAGAUUGCAAGAAAGGCAGCAAUUAAAGAGAAACAAGGCCAAAGGCUCCGUGAAAUGGCUGAGGCAAAGAGGUCUUCUAAAAUAAAUGAACUGGAAAAUGAAUUGCACGGUUUAGAGUUUCUUUUGCAUCAGCUUGAACAAGUGGAAGAGAGUGAGGUUCCACCAUUCCUGGCAGAAACUGGCUAUGUCACUAAGCAGGAGAUAGAGUCUGCACGUAAUAAAGUUAUGCAAUCUUUACGGAAAGCAAAAGGUGAACCAAAGAAUGAACAAGCUGAAACUGAGAAGGAUGAUCUUGCCACUAGCGAGAAGUAUUCUCUUAUAAACAUUCCCGAUGAUAUGUUGAGUGAAGAGCAGCUCAAUGAAAAGAAGAAACAGUUGUCCCUCAAAUCUAUGGCCGAAGGGAGGCAGCGAUUAAAACAGAAACGCUAUGAAGAGGAAUUGGAACGAGAGAGAAAACAACAGCUAGAGGAGGAGAAACGCUUAGAGAACCCGGAGCUUUAUUUGGAGCAAUUGCAUGCUAGAUACAAAGACCUUUCAGAAAGAGUUGACCAACAAAAACGACUUAAGACAAAUGGAGGCAGUUCAAACGGAAAUAAUCUGUCUAGUGGUAUUGGCCGUGGUGAAAGAUUGAAUGCUGCUCAGAGGGAAAGAAUGCGUCUUCUGACAACUGCAGCUUUUGACCGUGGUAAGGGUGAAGAUACAUUUGGUGCUAGAGAUGAAGAUUGGCAGCUUUACAAAUUGAUGAGCAAAGAUUAUAGUAACGAUGAUGAUGAAGAACCUGAUGAAGAUGAAGUAGAGCUGGCCCGCAUCUCCUCUAGGCUACAGGACUUGGAUCCAACAUUUAUACCCAAGUUAGAUGCUGGUACCACUCAACCUGCUGAGGUGCCUCGCUUUCGUCCUCUGACCAAAGAAGAUUUUCAGAUUGUUCUUGGGGUCGAAAGAUUCAGAUGUCCUGAAAUACUGUUUAAUCCAAACUGGAUUGGGGUUGAUCAGGUAGGAUUAGACGAGAUGGCGGGGGUCUCAAUAAGGAGAUUACCAUACAAGGAUGAAAGCUUGGAAGAGAGACUGACCAGUUCCAUACUUGUUACUGGUGGAAGUUCUCUUUUCCCUGGUAUAGUUGAACGCCUGGAAGCUGGAAUUCGGAUGAUUAGACCAUGUGGCUCACCUAUAAACAUAGUGAGAGCAUUGGAUCCAGUCAUGGAUGCAUGGCGUGGGGCUGCUACUUUUGCCUCAGACCCACAGUUCCAUAUGCAAACUUUCAGUAGACUGGAUUAUUAUGAAAAAGGUGAAGACUGGCUUCGCAAAUAUCAACUGCGGCAUACAUUGUGA